AAUAAAUGACAUCUCAACUUCUGCUUUAAAAAGAAUUUAUUACCAUACCAAAAAUAAAUUAAAACAUAUGAAAAACGAACUUUAACCAAUUUGCUUGUUAUUUAUGAUGUCUGCAGAACAGAAAGAAAGAAUUCUUAUUCUAUUACCUCCAACGGACACCAUUUGAUGUUGCCUCAAAGCUCACCUCUCAUACGUCUUUAUGGAAUAUAACUUUUUUUUUUUUUUUUUUCAGCUGUAAGAAUUCACAUUUCACAACUCACAAUUGCAUUGCAGAUCUACUGCUGCUCUUUUUUCCUUUGUACGUCAAAUAUCAUGCAAUGAGAAACCAAUCUUGAUGCAUUAAUUUCUUCAUCGGCUACAAUGGCUACCCAGCAAGGAGCUCCAUCCCGUCCAUGGUUCCGCCUAGCAACCAUGGUUCGACCACCACCACCACCAGCAGCUCCACCACAACCUGAUCAAGCCCCGCCACCACCACCAAGGCCAGCAGCAUUCAUGCGACCAGCAUUUUCUCAGACAUUUCGAGUACCACCAACUGUACCUCCUCCACAAACCACCGCAACCCCACCAGCUGUAUCUCCGCCACGACCUGCCGCAACCUUACCAGCUGCUAAUGGUGUAGCACCAACAUCACCACCACAACCGCCAGCAGGCAGAGCUUCACCACCGCCACCGUCACCUAAGGAGACUUCAUCUUCAACCUCUAGCAAUUCACCAAUGCAACAAUCUCGACCUCCCUCACCGGUGACAACUCCCCAUGUACCACCGCCUCAGCCAUCAUAUUCACCACCACCCAUCCCUCGUUCAUCAACCCCAACAUACUCCCCACCAAAACCCAGCAAACCACUAGAAAAAAAGUCGCCUCCUUCUCCUCCAAAUCCAAUCAGCCCUGUUUCUCACCCUCCAUCUCCUUUGGCCCUCCCUUCACCACAACUCAAGCCAGAAUACGAGCAGAAGACCAUGGUCGUACAAGAAACAAAAGAAAUCCCUAAAAAUCUCGACAAGGGUUUUAAUGGCGACAUUCGUAGACACUCGGUUAAUUGGGGUACUCGUAACCCUAAAAAACCUGAAACUUCUAAGAAGCACUCGCACUCGGAUUCUGAGGAUGGGGGAAUGAGGAUUAUAACAAUUGCAGGUGAAAACAAAGGAGCAAUCAUGGAGUUGAGCCCUUUUGGCAAAAAGACUCAUAGCUUUGGGGACAACCCACACAUGAAGAAAGAUAGUCCUACUCCUACUUCUACCAAACCAAGUGAUGGAGAGAAGUCAGAUGGAAAGUCAAAAGCAAUCAAGUCAAAAUCGCCACUCAUGAGUGCAGUCAUGAACAGUAACGUACAGGGUGUAAACAACUCGAUUCUCUACAAUUGCUCCACUUCUCAUCAUGACCCGGGUGUCCAUCUCUCUCUCUCAAGAAAGCCUAUGGCUUUUAACUCAAAACUCAAAGAUCACAUCAACUAGACAUGGAGAGAGAAAGGGUAUCUACCUCUUGUGUUUCUUUAUCAUCGUAUAGGUAUUUCUGCGCGUGAAUAAUUUGACUAGUCAAUGUUCGAUCUAGUUAUUAGAUUAUGAAAAAAGGGGCAUGGAUUCUGAUUCUUUUUAGCUCCUGCCCCAUCAAGAUGACUAAUAAGUUCCAUGCUCUAUAUAUAUCCAUAUAUAUAUAUAUUCUAUGUGAGCAGAUUUGCAACAUGAAUAAUAUAUUUUGAAUUUUUUUUGCA
This is a messenger RNA of Lactuca sativa (garden lettuce), 1709 nucleotides long. RefSeq lists its product as uncharacterized. NCBI's taxonomy places the organism in Eukaryota, Viridiplantae, Streptophyta, Magnoliopsida, Asterales, Asteraceae. The record is from RefSeq and is a predicted model, not a curated record.